AUGUGCCGUGAUCGUUCACUUGCCUUUGUCUUUCUCGCAAAAAGAGCGCUCCCUCCACCAACGCACAGCUUCCCAUACAAAACACAUGAUGCACAACCAAGUGGUUGGAAAAAUUUACACCCAACCAAAAACAACCACACCACUCACUGCAACCCAUCUCUCGGCUCACCACCCUACAAUUGCAACACAACGACCUCAGAAUGGUGUCCCCAUGUUGGACAUGGGAACCGCGACGCGUUUGUGGAACCGUCCGCAUUGCAAAAUGCAACCGUCACAACCCGCAUUCAACAGCUGAUUUUCGGGUCUGAUUGGAUCAGGAGUGGAAACAAAUGUUUUGCUCCGCCCUUCUGCGAGUUUAGCGAUUCGCAUGGCAACUGUUUGGUUUUGGUCAUCGGUCAGUUGCAUGUUGAAUUUUUGCUGGAGUACUUAAUGAUCCUAUUUGUAGCGCUUCAAGUUCCGAAAACUCUAACCAGGAAGUUAUUUGCAGUUUUCCAUGCUGCAGCGUUUAGCAUAUUAGUUCGUCUUGACUGGUCUGAGGUUGUUGUAGGCAUAUAA
Enterobius vermicularis (human pinworm) is the source of this 555-nucleotide messenger RNA. NCBI's taxonomy places the organism in Eukaryota, Metazoa, Nematoda, Chromadorea, Rhabditida, Oxyuridae. The record is from the annotation of a GenBank genome assembly.